Molecule: messenger RNA, 2157 nt
Organism: Fundulus heteroclitus (mummichog)
Lineage: Eukaryota; Metazoa; Chordata; Actinopteri; Cyprinodontiformes; Fundulidae
Gene: oaz2a
Product: ornithine decarboxylase antizyme 2a
Biological process (GO): positive regulation of protein catabolic process
Cellular component (GO): nucleus; cytoplasm
Molecular function (GO): ornithine decarboxylase inhibitor activity
Source: RefSeq, a predicted model, not a curated record
GCGUGCCUGCGCGGUGCGCUGCAGAGAGAGAGAGACGAUCAGCUGGGUGAUGUAAGGCGCUGCGUCCUUCUCGUAAACAAGCGACACAGACACGAACCGACCCCGGGCUUUGCUUUCGGCUACGGAUGGUUAGGUCGCCCGCGGACUUCCUGUUCAACAGCAGCCGUUCUGCUCGUCAAAAAGAACCCAAAGAGCCGAGUUUCCUCGAAGCUAUCAUGCUGAACACAGAGGAAAGUUCCUGGUUAGCGGGGGCCUUGAAGCCCAGCUCUAUCCCUCAGGCUCCGGGGCCUCUGUGGUGCUCCGAUGCCCCUCACCCACAGCUGAAGAUCCCGGGUGGGCGAGGGACGGUCAGGGAUCCCUCUCACGGCGUGCUGAUACACAAGGAUGACAGGCUGACGGUGACGCAGGCCUCCCCGGUCAGCGGGAGCCCCUCUCUUCUCCGCUUCCACUACCAGCUGAGUCAGCGCCGCUCGGCCUUCUGGGAGACGGCGCUCUCAGGGGACAGCCUCUUCCUGGAGAUUCCAGCAGGUUCGCUGGCGGAAGGGAGCAAAGAGGGGCUGACUGCUCUGCUGGAGUUUGCUGAGGAGAAGCUCAAGGUCAACUACGUCUUCCUGUGGUUCCAUAAAAGCAGAGAGGAUCGAAUGGCCAUCAUCAAGACGUUCCACUACAUGGGCUUUGAGAUGGUGAAGCCGGGGAACCCAAUGGUACCAGCCCGGCCCGAUCUGGCCUUCAUGGUUUACUCUCUGGACAACAGCAGCUCGGACGAAGAGUGACCGACGCCUUCCUCGCCCACCCGCGCCCCCCCACACACAGACACACCUUCCUGUUUUUACCUUCCCCUCUGACAUAACCCCCCCCCCACCUCAGCCAUCCAUCACGGCGGAGCUGCUGGAGCCGCUGUCCCCCCACAGACUCCUGAUGGGAGGAGGGUUACCGUGAUGCCACUGCAUUUCUCCCCCUGAAGACAUCCACAGAUAGGAGAAGCUGGAAGGGCUGCAGUUUGAACUAAGUCAUCACAUUUAAUUUGGCCUUUUAUUUUCUUUCUUUCUUUCCUUCCUUCCUCCUCACUUCCUCUUUUUGCUCCACGAUUCUGUCGGCAUCGCCGCGAGCGAAACGAAGAAGCUGCCGGAAGUUCAGGAGAAGUUUGAAUGCAGCAUAUCCGCUCCUCUGUCGGCUUCGACCUUUUUAUAAGAGACUCUGGCGUGUUUGAGUGCUGUAUACGAUGCGAGCUAGGAUGUUAGGUUUAAAUGUGUAUGGCCGAUAUGUUUUCUUUUCUGUUUUUUUUUUUCUUUGCUUAAUAGCCCGAUCUGUUCCGUUGAACACGUAAGCACGCACUGAGGGUUCCUUUUUACUUCCUGCUAUAUGUCGAGGCAUCAUUCCAGCAUGUGUCCCUGGCUUUUUAAAAAGCAUCCCUUGCUACUUUUGCAGUUUUGCGCGAGGCAAAACUGAAAACCCGCACAAAACGAGCUCAUCUGACCCCGACCUCGGCCCCACAGGAGCAUCAACAGGACAAGCCCAGGCCAUCUUAAAGCUUUAGUGAUACAGCAGGUGCUUCUGUGCCUAAAGAGGAGAGUGCAAUUGUUUUAUCGUAAACUAACGAGUCUUAUUAAAAGAAUGUUUAAAAAAAAUAAAUGUUUCACCCAUGCAUAUUCAGAGGUGUGCUUUAAGUAAGUCGUGUAUGCAAAAUGUAGAGGGAAGUAAACACUGUAGCAAGCACACCCAGAUUUGUUUCAAAUAUUUUCUGUCUGAACUGAAUGCCAAAGAACUGCCUGUUGUUGAUGCUAAUCCUAACCUUCUGUGGUCAAGCAACGUUAGCCUACAUUCCCCUAAGUGCACCGUACGCGCUGCUUAAACCUCGCUCCGACAGACAUCCUGAUCCCUCUGCCUUCACGCGUCUUCUGCUGAUGGCGCUCUUCACCGCUACCGAUUAGAGCCCCGACUAUAAGCUGUUAAAGGUCAAUACAUGAAGUCUAUCAAAGGUAUAUUUUUUAUCAGUAUGAACUUUUUCUCUGCUGUUUUUUGUUGGGAUUGUGCAGGGAUUUACCUCUUUUUUUUUUUUGUUCUUAGAAAACAGUUGGCAACCGUUCAGGGACAAUCCACACUUCUCAGAUUUGUCUUUUUGGGGGCAUGGUGUUUCAAUAAAGGUUGUUAACAAAA